Molecule: messenger RNA, 519 nt
Organism: Aspergillus wentii DTO 134E9
Lineage: Eukaryota; Fungi; Ascomycota; Eurotiomycetes; Eurotiales; Aspergillaceae
Exons: 3
Coding region: 1-519 (172 amino acids)
Source: RefSeq, a predicted model, not a curated record
AUGAUUGAAGAAGAACUGCCACUGUUCAACAUUCCCUCCACCUUUCCUUCUUCGACAGCCACCCCAAAUGAGGUCCGCACGUACCUAGGUCUGGUCCUCGCCAGCAAACACGACACAAACCCCGACUAUGCGAAUGAGAUAGCGAAUAAAUGGGUAUUGGGUCGUGGCUCUCACCUGCACAAAGCAACACGAGAUGACUUUAUAACAACAUUUGGCCGUGAGGUUGGAGGAUAUCUAUAUAGCAGCGUCCAGGAGGAUAUCUCGUCGAGUUGGUAUCAUCACCUUUAUUGCUUCUUUUCGCAUUGGGCGCCACCUGUUUGUACUGUCUUGGCUCUGAUCUUUCUGGCCAUGGCAUGUCUCUAUCCCGACCAGUAUAAAGAAUAUCUUCGGUAUGCAUCCUACUGUCUCGGGCCUCCGCUUUUUGCUUGUGCCUUUACUCGGGAGGGCGACCAGCGGGCUGCGAUGUGCUUAGGUGGGGGGGUCUGCACGUGUCUUAUGGUGGUACUUUUGUUGGUGUGA